UUCACAUGGCCUGCCUGCAUCCUUUGUCGUCGACAUCUACAACUACCCUGGUCGCCCCCAACACCAGCUGGAACAUCGGAUAAUGGCCCUUAUUAUUUCUCGUUCAACUCCGAAUCACGGACUGUCUAUAUUCUAGCUUUUGAUCCCCCAUGGCUUCCCAUAAGUGACGUUUCCACCAGCCCGGCGCGGGGGCUCGACGGCCUCCUCGCCUCCAGACUCCGGGACCAGAUACAAGAGAAACGCAUGCAGCAUAGACAGAACAAGCAAAUAAGCGACGUAUGGAACAUCUGGGCUGACCAGGGGCGUGCAUCCAGGCCGAUCAACCAGCCGCCGUCCAGAGCUCCAACACAGCAGGAGUGUUCGAGACUGCGGCCAGGAUCCGCAGGCAACCCAGCCGCGAAUGUAGGAAAUCGGGCAGUUGAAAAGCACCGUGCUACCUUUUUCACAGGCAAAAAGAAAUUGAUAGACAUGAGACACGAAAGAAACCGAAGCACACUGACACAGAACAGAGGAACAGGUAACGCAGGAGACAACGACGAGAUAGAACACACAACACCUCUCAUCCCAGACCGACCGCGUAUGCCCGGCCGGACACACAACAGCUACUUACAGGAUCGACUGGGAGACAACAUGCGGAUAGGAAACGGCCGUGACGGUUAUGCAAACAGAUCCUCCGUGCAGCUCGGAUUGUCAGAAAAAGAGAACAUGCAAAUCGGAACGAAGAGUCAACGGAUACCUUCCCCGCAAAAUCUUUUAGAGACUCAUGAAAAUAAGAGCCCAGGGACAACAAAAACAAAGCACAUGCCCAAGUCUAUGAUUGGACGCCGGAUAAAAACCACACACACCAUCCCGUCGGCCCACUCAUAAUGGAUGGAGAGAAAACAAAACAGAUCCAGAACCACCGCAAAUCUGCACUCGCCGUAGAAAAUGCUGACAAGAGUUUUUCAAAUAAAGCAUGGAUGACCAGAUACCCCAGUAGGAGAGAAUAAAACGUUUUCAUAAACAAUGAGAAAUCCGGAUGCUGUGAUCUAGACCAACGCUGGAGGCGCGCUGCGCGGAGUCGGUGGCCGUAACGAGCUUUUUUCUAUAAAAUUCCUUUUUUUUUUGAGUUCCUUUCUUUUAGGGAACAUCUCCUCGAAAAUCCCAGUGGCUUGCCAGACU
Messenger RNA from Aspergillus ibericus CBS 121593, 1161 nucleotides. RefSeq lists its product as uncharacterized. The coding region runs from base 244 to 867 and encodes 207 amino acids. The transcript has a single exon. Lineage: Eukaryota; Fungi; Ascomycota; Eurotiomycetes; Eurotiales; Aspergillaceae. The record is from RefSeq and is a predicted model, not a curated record.